Messenger RNA from Cladophialophora immunda, 1407 nucleotides. RefSeq lists its product as uncharacterized. The record is from RefSeq and is a predicted model, not a curated record. Lineage: Eukaryota; Fungi; Ascomycota; Eurotiomycetes; Chaetothyriales; Herpotrichiellaceae. The transcript has a single exon. Bases 85 to 1107 code for a protein of 340 amino acids.
CUCUGUUUCUUGCAUCCUGCGCUGCAUCUUCAAUUCUUUCGUGCGGGUUUCGAGUACUUUUUCCUUUCCUGCACAGUCGCAGCCAUGUCGUCACUUUUCCUUCCCGUCGCUCUUUCUUUCCUCGCCAAUUCUGUUCUCGCCGCACCUGCUCCUAUGGUGACUGGCACCAACUUACCUCCUAAUAUCGCUCAACAGGCAGGUGGUGGCCUCCCAAAUCAACCUGGCACUCCUCGUGUCUCCCAAUCUGGGUUGGCCAAUUUCCAGCUGGCUAACUUCCUGGAGAAUCUGGAGUCGGCCUUCUUCCAAGAGGGACUGGUGAACUUUACACAAUGGGGAACUGGGGGACAGACGAACGGUGUGAGCAACAUGGUUGUGGUCUCACACAUUGCUGCUCAAGAGGAAGUGCAUGUAGCCUCCAUUGUGGGUUUGCUACAAGCAAACGGCGCUCAGGACGUCGCUCCAUGCGAGUACAAUUUCCCCAUCACGGAUGAGACCAGCUUCCUAGCACUGGGGAAUAUCAUCACCACUGUUGGCAUCGGCGCUUUGAUCGCGCUGGCAGAUGGUCUUUCUACGACAGACCCUGGCCUGGAGGCCACUGUCGCCUCGAUUCUUCCUGUGGAGUCCCGACACGACGCCUUUUUCCGCCUCACCGCGAACGAGAUCCCGAAUCCCACCACAUUUGAGACAAAAAUUAGUGCAAUUUGGGCUUACAACCUGGCCCUUGACUUUAUCGUCGGAAACUCGUGCACCAACCUGCCUUCAUCUAUCACCUCUCUCCCGGUCUUCCCUGAUCUGGGGAUUGUCGGCUAUGGUGGACCGUCAUUUGCAACCCCCAACGCGCCUGGAAAAUUGAUCUUCAGGGUCGGCCAGCCAUCCAUGCUUCCUCAAGGCUGGAACUCGGGUCCACUUUACAUGGCGUGGGUCAACCAAAACAAUGUUCCUGCAUACACUCCAGUGACCCAGCAGGGCGACGAACUGCAUGCGGAUGUGCAGCCAGGAAUGUUUGGGAUUGCAUUCGCGGCGCUGACAAACCAAAACACGGCGACUAAUGUCGAUGACUUGACCAAGGCAACGCUGGCGGGACCUUUGCCAAUUCCACUUACUUGAGGUUCCCUCUGAGACGUCGGGGUCGGUCGAGGAUUUCAAUGAGGUUCACGAGGGUGAUGGUGGCGCCGAGGAGUUUUGCAGCGGAUAAGAGAAUAUCGGUUCAUGGAAAUAUCGUGCAGGAUGGGCAUUGCGGGCUUUGUAUGCAUUAGCCAUGAGGUCGGAAUCCAUUCACAAGCCUUUUCCAACACUCAAGUCUCUGUCCGCCCCUUUGAUGAUCUACCUAACCUGCCUUGUGCCCCGACCUCUUUAUAGUGACACUAACUAUAAUCUUGGAACUGUGCCUCCACAGGUCGCCCUGGC